Messenger RNA from Rhinichthys klamathensis goyatoka, 1560 nucleotides. RefSeq names its product YKT6 v-SNARE homolog (S. cerevisiae) (gene ykt6). The record is from RefSeq and is a predicted model, not a curated record. Gene Ontology annotation, biological process: endoplasmic reticulum to Golgi vesicle-mediated transport. NCBI's taxonomy places the organism in Eukaryota, Metazoa, Chordata, Actinopteri, Cypriniformes, Leuciscidae. The transcript is spliced from 8 exons. Gene Ontology annotation, cellular component: Golgi apparatus. Gene Ontology annotation, molecular function: SNAP receptor activity. Bases 288 to 884 code for a protein of 198 amino acids.
GCCGCUUUCUGCCAGCUAGCAAGUUUCUGUGGGGGAAAAAAAAAAUCCUCGGAUAGUUGUGAUCUGAUUAAAUGCCUUCUGUAAACCUGGACUAUCCUGGAUGCCAGUGAUAUUAUAAUCCAUAAUACAAAUAGUAAUUAUUUUAAUUUACAUAAUAGCACGCCGGAGACACCGUUGUCAGUUUAGACAAAUAAAUAAAAGUUAUUCUGAUCUGUGUAGAUUAGCUGUUAGCGGGUUAGCUUCAGUCUUGGCUGUUUUAUACAGAGCAGGUCCUGCCCAGAAACACCAUGAAACUCUACAGUCUGAGCAUCUUGUAUAAAGGCUCGACGAAGUCCAACCUGUUGAAGGCGGCGUACGAUCUGUCAUCAUUCAGUUUCUUCCAGAGAUCCAGUGUUCAGGAGUUUAUGACGUUCACCAGCGCUCUGAUAGUUGAGCGUUCACCAUUAGGAAGUCGUGCGUCUGUCAAAGAGCAAGAGUACUUGUGUCACGUGUAUGUGCGGAAUGACAAUCUCGGUGGUGUUGUGAUCGCAGACGGAGAAUAUCCUUCCAGAGUCUGUUUCACUUUACUUGACAAGGUGCUGGAUGAGUUCUCCAGGCAGGUGAACAGUAUAGACUGGCCUUCUGGAUCACAGGCGAGCGUUCAGUACACAGCGCUGGACAGUCAUCUGGCCAGAUACCAGAAUCCACGUGAGGCGGACGCUAUGACCAAAGUGCAAGCCGAACUGGACGAAACCAAAAUUAUUUUGCACAACACGAUGGAGUCGCUGCUGGAGAGAGGAGAAAAACUGGAUGAUUUAGUUCAGAAAUCUGAGCAUUUGGGAAACCAAUCAAAAGCCUUUUAUAAAACGGCACGCAAGCAGAACUCGUGCUGUGAGGUCAUGUGAUCGCGAUCUGAUUGGACUGGACUCUUCGGCCACCUCUCCUCUCUGAUUUUCUAUUUCUUUUCUCUCUCUUUCUCUCUGUCCUGGUGUGGGCUGGUGCUUUCAUCAUGCAGCAGUCAUAGCGAAUACAUGAGAGAAACGAUCCAACGGUACACAAUGACAGGCUCAGAGGGGGCUGAUUUCCCAUGAUGCACCACACUUACUCUGCCAUCGGUUUUCAUGUUGUGUGAGAACUUGGUUUUCUUCAGCGUUCCUUGGCGGUUCCUCAGGGUCUGGCACAAGCUCAAAACGGAUACAGAUAAAAGCAUAGAGGGGCUCCAAUCAAACGUCCCCGCUGUGCCUUACUUUUAGACACAAGUGUGUUGACAUCAGACUGUUUAUUUAGCCUUAUCUAUGGACAACAUGUGAGUGAAAAUGCUGCGAUCUCUAUAUUUAGACCCAUUAUUCGGCUUUGGCAGUUUUGAAGCGCCUUGUAGAGUGGACAUGUAACGUGAAUUCUUUUUUUAAAUGUGACAACAGUGAACAAUGUAUUAAAUAUUGAUGCGUUCAUAACGGAUGGAUUCUCAAUCCGGAAUAUUGUGAGUGACUGACCAAAUUAAAUGUUUCAAAGUCUGUUUGUGUACAAUUCUAAUACUUUUUCUCUCUCUUGAAAAUGUAAAUAAAUAACUGAAUCAUAUUA